Messenger RNA from Chrysochloris asiatica (Cape golden mole), 1710 nucleotides. RefSeq names its product endonuclease/exonuclease/phosphatase family domain containing 1 (gene EEPD1). Gene Ontology annotation, molecular function: DNA binding; catalytic activity. The record is from RefSeq and is a predicted model, not a curated record. Gene Ontology annotation, biological process: DNA repair. Gene Ontology annotation, cellular component: plasma membrane. The transcript is spliced from 7 exons. The coding region runs from base 1 to 1710 and encodes 569 amino acids. NCBI's taxonomy places the organism in Eukaryota, Metazoa, Chordata, Mammalia, Afrosoricida, Chrysochloridae.
AUGGGGAGCACCCUGGGCUGCCACCGCUCCAUCCCCAGGGACCCCUCAGACCUGUCUCAUAACCGCAAGUUCAGUGCAGCCUGCAACUUCAGCAACAUCCUGGUGAACCAGGAGCGGCUCAACAUCAACACAGCCACCGAGGAGGAGCUGAUGACCUUGCCAGGCGUGACACGUGUUGUGGCCCGCAGCAUUGUGGAGUACCGAGAGUAUAUCGGAGGCUUCAAGAAGGUAGAGGACUUAGCCCUGGUCAGCGGUGUGGGUGCCACCAAGCUCGAGCAGGUCAAGUUUGAGAUCUGUGUGAGCAGCAAGGGCAGCUCUGCCCAGCAUUCUCCCAGCUCCCUGCGGCGGGACCUGGUAACUGAGCAGCAACCUUACCACCUAGCCACCACGGUGCCCCUCACCCCACGUGUCAAUAUCAACACAGCCACCCCAGCUCAGCUUAUGAGUGUGCGAGGCCUCACUGAGAAGAUGGCCCUCAGCAUCGUGGACUACCGCCGGGAUCACGGGCCCUUUCGCAGCGUGGAGGACCUAGUGAGGAUGAACGGUAUCAAUGCCUCCUUCCUGGACAAGAUUCGGCACCAGGUGUUUGCCGAGAGGUCCAGGCCCCCCUCCACCCACACCAAUGGGGGCCUGACCUUUACAGCCAAGCCCCACCCCAGCCCCACCUCACUGAGCCUACAGAGUGAAGACCUUGACCUGCCGCCAGGGGGCCCCACCCAGAUCAUCUCCACUCGGCCCUCAGUGGAAGUCUUUGGAGGUACAAGGGAUGGGCGGCCUGUGCUGAGACUCGCCACCUGGAACUUGCAAGGCUGCUCCGUGGAGAAGGCCAACAACCCAGGGGUACGAGAGGUGGUAUGCAUGACACUCCUGGAAAACAGCAUCAAGCUUCUAGCUGUGCAAGAACUACUUGACAGAGAGGCCUUGGAAAAGUUCUGUACCGAGCUCAACCAGCCAAUCCUGCCCAACAUCCGCAAGUGGAAGGGGCCCCGGGGGUGCUGGAAGGCUGUGGUUGCUGAGAAACCCUCGAGUCAGCUCCAGAAGGGUUUGGGGUAUUUGGGCUUCCUGUGGGACUCUGCAGUUGGGAUGGAGCUGAAAGACACCCCCUUGCAGGAGAGCUCGCCGGGCAAUGGGCAUGAAAAAUCGUCGCAUCCCAGCCCUUACCUCGCGCACUUCAAGAUGGGAAGUAAUGAGUUGACCCUUGUUAACCUUCAACUGGCAGCCCUGACCCUCCCAGGGGCCGAGAAUCCCAGCAAGAAUCCCACUGACGUUGUCCACUUGACCAGCUUCACGCAGACCCUGCAGGAGACCCUGAGAGGAGAAAAAGACGUGGUUAUUUUAGGAGAUUUUGGUCAAGGGCCAGAUAGUAGUGAUUACGAGAUCUUGAGGAAAGAAAAAUUCCACCACCUGAUUCCCGCUCACACCUUCACCAACAUCAGCACCAAGAACCCUCAAGGUUCCAAGUCUCUGGACAACAUCUGGAUCAGUAAAAGCCUGAAGAAGGUCUUCACAGGUCACUGGGCUGUAGUGAGAGAGGGUCUCACAAACCCUUGGAUUCCCGACAACUGGUCCUGGGGAGGAGUGGCUUCUGAACAUUGCCCAGUACUAGCCGAGUUUUACAUAGAAAAGGACUGGAACAAGAAGGAAGGCCCUCGGAGUGGCAGCGGGGUGACCUUGGAGCGAAGUGAAGCCAACAUUAAGCAUGAGCGAUGA